Messenger RNA from Cyprinodon variegatus (sheepshead minnow), 1001 nucleotides. RefSeq names its product nucleolin-like. The transcript has 5 exons. The record is from RefSeq and is a predicted model, not a curated record. Bases 312 to 680 code for a protein of 122 amino acids. Lineage: Eukaryota; Metazoa; Chordata; Actinopteri; Cyprinodontiformes; Cyprinodontidae.
CAGAAAUUUUCGCGUCAAGAAAAAUCAGAGAGGAAGUAGCUCCUGUUCCUCAACAACCGAGAUCAGAACCUAAGACCUUGCCCAGGGAACCCAGCUUCGCCAAACCUUCGUCCCUGGAAAAACCCUUGCCUACUAUAAACCUGACUCAGGUAGCGACGCCCUGGGAGAAUAUCACUCUCAACCGCUGUCUUUUUGUAGCCAUCACCAUUCUGGUGCUCACGUCAGGCUUUCAGAGACUUAACGAAACUUUACGUGGCCAGGGAACAAUAGAAGAAUUGGAAGAAGCUGGGCUGACAGUGAGGCGACCAAGGAUGUUACGUCACAGAGGACAUCUGCCAGAACCUGAGAUGUCUCUGUGGGAAGUCAUUUUUUGGUGGCUGCCAGACCUUGAUGAUGAAGACGAAGAAGAGGAUGAUGAUGAAGAGAUCAAAAGAAGAAAAUCAAAGAGGGUAGUAACAACACGAACAUCAAGAGGUUUCAGGAACAGGCCGAUGCCAGAGAAAAAACUCUUAAAGCAAAGAGACGGGAAAUUAAAGGACAGGAGGACCAGAAAAGCCAAGGCCAACAGAAUCAAAGACAAGAGAGGAAGGAUGAAGAAAGAGGACCCUGAAGAGGCAACAGACAAAGAUGAUGAAAGAGACGAGACAGAGCCAAAGAAUAUGUUGGAAGACGAGGAAUAAAAGAUUGAGAUUUUUUAUUUAGCUCUGAGAUACACAAGAUGAUCAAUGUAAGCAUUGAAGAUUUAAAGCACAGUGUUGCUUCAGUUAUUUUAAUGUAUUAGGCUAAAAAUGAAAUAAGUCUGUACCUUGCCUCUUUGAGAAGACAUCUAAUAAAUCCUGCUAAGCACAUGUAUAAAGUCUACUGAGUGUUGUUUCAGCUGAUAUUUGCAAACUCAAAAUCUAAUUCUCAAGAAAUAAUCAAAAGGUUAAUUAAUUUCUGUAUUUCAAUCUAAAAUCCAUGUGUGUUUAUCACAGAUAUAUACACAUUCAACAGCUUAUUCC